Molecule: messenger RNA, 1473 nt
Organism: Cuscuta epithymum
Lineage: Eukaryota; Viridiplantae; Streptophyta; Magnoliopsida; Solanales; Convolvulaceae
Source: the annotation of a GenBank genome assembly
AGAGGAUGCAAUUGCUGAACUAAAAGUUCUUGUUAUCGUCAUCUCAUAACCCAAUAAAACCACUGCCCUCAGGAUAGUGAGACAUGAAAAUACAGAAGGUGGUAGUUAGGCUCAUCUUAUCUGUGUAAUUCUCGAUUUUUUCUUUUCGUGACUAUUUUCCAACUAACAAGUAACAACAAUGGCGGAUCCUUUCGGAGUAAACCCUCACCACCUACUCGAAUCAGAGGACAUGUCUUCCUUUGUACACAAUAUUCUCGGAGGCUCAUCCGCUUCUGGUAAUGGAAAAGUCGGUCUUUUUGGUCGACGGGAGACUGGAGCUCACGCCAUGGAGUCUGGGAUGAGGGAGGGAUCUUCUGUCCCAGUCGUCGUGUCGUCGUCUAGCCUCCAGUUACCUAAUCCUUGCAGGUUUUAUGGAAACGAUGUCAAGGAAGAUGACGUUAAUGUGUUUUCUUCAGCUGGAAUUAAGGAUUGUGAAGCGAUCACUUCUUCUAAGGGGGUUGAGUUUCCAGAUGACGACAAGGUCGACGAUUUCAAUUUUUCCCUUGAGGACUGCGAAACUUCAGAUCCACGAAGUAAUCAGGCCCAACGACGUUCCUCAAAGAGGUGUAGAUCAGCGGAGGUUCAUAAUUUGUCAGAAAAGAGGAGGAGGAGUCGAAUCAAUGAGAAAUUAAAAGCACUGCAGACCUUGAUACCGAAUUCUAAUAAAACUGAUAAGGCAUCUAUGCUUGAUGAAGCCAUUGAAUAUUUGAAGCAGCUUCAAUUGAAAGUCCAGAUGUUGACAAUGAGGAAUGGAUUGAGUUUGUACCAUCCAUCAGGUUAUUUCCAAGGAUCUUUACAAUCAAAUCAAUUUCCUCCAUCUGGGAACAGAUUUGAUGAGAGUGUAACUCUAAACACAAGAGGAGGUGGAGGAGGAGCACCUAAUUUCUCUGGCAUACAUGAAAUUUCAUUCCAGAGGGGGUUUGAGAUUUCCCAUCAGAAUAUGGGGAACAAUGCAAGUUCAGAGAGUCCACUGGUCUUUGAUGAGACACCAAUGCAGAAUCACUAUGGAUUGCUUAACCAUUUGACUUCUGGAAAGGAUUUAUGCAGAAAUGAUGCACUGUCACGAUUGCAUUUAGACAUGAGUUGCUCUGGGAAUAACUCAUCACCGGGUGUCUCUUCUUCUUAGUUAGUCAAUAGCAAAUUAGUUACAUUGCAUUUCAUAACUUCUUUUAAAUCUCAAAGAAAUCAUCGACAUAAUAGAGCUCUCCAACUAGGUGAGCUCAAUGGACGAUCCUAUCUGAUUUACCAGAUUAACUUUAAUACUUUGUUUGUUUUCAAGGUGUUUUGGACCUUUUGGUUCCAUAUUCCCUAAGAGAAACGAUUCUGAUAAUUUCUAGAUUCUGUCCCAAAUGGUGGUAAAAUUUGAAUAUUGGUUGCAAACUAAUACGGAGUACUAUGUAGCAAGUAUUAAAGAAUAAAGAGUGUGUAUUCCGG